This is a messenger RNA of Salvia hispanica, 390 nucleotides long. Lineage: Eukaryota; Viridiplantae; Streptophyta; Magnoliopsida; Lamiales; Lamiaceae. The record is from RefSeq and is a predicted model, not a curated record.
AUGGAGGCGCGCGACGAGUACUUCCAGCAGCGGGAAGAUGCGGCCCACAGAAAGGGUCUAUCCCCGCUGACGAAGUGCAUGGUUGCGCUUCGUCAGUUGGCAUACGGCACUACGACGGACAUGUUCAAUGAGUAUCUUCACGGAGUGUUUGAGGGGUCAAACAACUACAUCAAUGUGUUGAACUCGUCGAGUCUCUUCACCGAGCAAUGCAAUGGUAACGGUCCGGUUAUCAAGUUCACUGUCAACGGACGACAGUAUCAUAUGGGGUACUACUUAGACGACGACAUUUACCCGAGAUGGCCAGUAUUUUUGAAGACGAUCUCCUGCCCAACGGAUGAGAGGAGAGAGCUUUUUGCAUCGCGCCAAGAAGCUGCACGGAAGGACGUGUAG